Molecule: messenger RNA, 5928 nt
Organism: Oncorhynchus kisutch (coho salmon)
Lineage: Eukaryota; Metazoa; Chordata; Actinopteri; Salmoniformes; Salmonidae
Product: alpha/beta hydrolase domain-containing protein 17A
Exons: 5
Coding region: 981-1955 (324 amino acids)
Biological process (GO): protein depalmitoylation; regulation of postsynapse organization
Cellular component (GO): endosome membrane; plasma membrane
Molecular function (GO): palmitoyl-(protein) hydrolase activity
Source: RefSeq, a predicted model, not a curated record
UCCCCCUUCACUGUCAUUUCCGGACGCGGCGAAACAGAAGGAAAAAAAAUAUUGCACAGCCAAUGGAAUGGAUUAAUAAAUGACAGUAGCUAGCUAGCAACUCGAAAGUAAUAAUUUAAACCACAAAACAUAUGUGAUUAUCAAAACGGGUAUCCUGGACGCUUGGUUUUUUAAGUCUCGCUAUAUAUUUGCAUCAGUCCAUAAAUGACGGUCCUAUCUGAGGAGAUGGUGUUUCCAGGUCUGAAUAGCUAAACUAGUUAGCUGGCUACCCAAUGCUAGCUAGUUAGCGGAUACAUUUCUGCUAACUAACAUUAGAUUGCCAGCCUUGAUUUGGUAUCUGUGGUUAAUCCGAAAAUUAUAUUUGUGUCUCAUCAUUUUUAGCAGUGCCGGUGUGUUUACUUAUUUCGUUGCAGUUUGAACGUGUUUUAAACGCACGACUUAACGUUAACGCUUUGAGUCCUUCGCUUGUAGGCUAGCUAGGUAGCUAUUAGAAGGUCAACAUUGUUGAACCCUGCUAGCUACAGCUGACUACAGUGGGUGGGAUAGACACUUAUCAGCAAACCGUCAGCUGCAGUUAUGUGUAAUGAGAUAUAAACAGAGUGGGUGUUUUCUGCUAUCCAGAUCCAGACAGUUGUUCAUUAGUUAGUCAUUAGCUAGCUAACUGGGAAAGUAGCUAUAACAUUACCUGCUGGCUAAAGUUACUCAAUUCUCUCCAACCAUGAUCAAGUUGAUGCGCACGAAAAUACCUGAAUAACAACAGCCAAUACUUGGAAAUAUGGAUUCCACGUGGACUUCAGCCAUACUUCAAAAUCCUCCGAUUCUACUUUCAAAAUUACAUUUUCAAACUACUGUCUUGGCUACAUUUUGAUUUUUGCUGACAGGACAACUUUCCCUGUUUUGUUUUGGAGAGUAUUGUUUUGACUUGGGAUCUCUGGUAGAUUUUUGCAUGGUAGUUAGUUUCUUUCUCAACAGAGUGGACAAUGAAUGGCCUAUCUGUCAGUGAGCUAUGCUGCCUGUUCUGCUGCCCCCCCUUUCCGAGCCGUAUUGCUGCCAAGCUUGCCUUCCUGCCUCCUGAGCCUACAUAUUCCCUCCUCCCAGACCUAGAGGGGUCUGUAGCCCCGGGGACAGCAGGGACCGCAGGGCUGAGAUCCAGAGCUAGUGGGGUACCUGGAGCUGCUGUAGGGGGUUCAGUCAGCACUGGUCCUGCAGAAGGAAAAUGGAAGCUCCACCUGACAGAGCGAGCCGAGUUCCAGUAUUCCCAGAGAGAACUGGAUGCUACAGAUGUGUUCCUUACCCGCUCCAGUCGUGGAAACAGAGUGGGAUGCAUGUACAUCCGCUGUGCCCCCACUGCCAGGUUCACAGUGCUGUUCUCUCACGGCAAUGCAGUGGACCUUGGCCAGAUGAGCAGCUUCUAUAUCGGCCUGGGAACGCGUAUCAACUGCAAUAUCUUCUCCUACGACUACUCCGGCUACGGUGUCAGCACGGGCAAGCCUUCAGAGAAGAACCUCUACGCUGACAUUGACGCCGCCUGGCAGGCCCUGCGCACACGAUAUGGCAUCAGCCCAGAGAACAUAAUCCUGUACGGGCAGAGCAUUGGCACCGUGCCCACGGUCGACCUGGCAUCUCGGUAUGAGUGUGCUGCCGUGGUGCUCCACUCCCCCCUCACCUCUGGCAUGCGGGUGGCCUUCCCAGACACCAAGAAGACCUACUGCUUUGAUGCUUUCCCCAACAUUGAGAAGGUGUCUAAGAUCACGUCGCCGGUGCUGAUCAUCCACGGGACGGAGGACGAGGUGAUCGACUUCUCCCACGGUCUGGCUCUGUUCGAGCGCUGUCCAAAGGCCGUGGAACCACUCUGGGUGGAGGGGGCGGGACACAAUGACAUCGAACUGUACAGCCAGUACCUGGAGCGCCUGCGCCGCUUCAUUGGCCAGGAGCUGGCCGCACAGCACGCCUGAUACCACCUGAGCCCCCAGUCCUCCUCUGGCUCCGUGCUGUUCCCCUGGUCGGAGUGGGUCAAGCCUGGCCUCUCAGAAUGAAUAAUCAUUCACCUUUUGGUCAACUUUGUCUGGAUGCUCUCAGCCCUGUCUUUUUGUUGUUUUCCAUCUUUUCUGUCUCUGUCAUUAAUACUGGUCAGGGAUUCUCUAGUCCACCUCCCGCCCCGGGGACAGUGCAAGAAUGCAACCCAGAGACAUGGAGGGCUCUCUACUGGUCUGUCUAAAGCCCCUCUCUCUUACCCCAGCCUAACACAACCUCAGAUAGGUCAGGUGUUCCAAACAUGUACUGUUUAACCUCUUCUGAGACAUUUACACAUGAUUCAACUUUAACUAACAACCCUAACAUGGACAAAUAAUUGUGUGAUGAAUAUUUGUCAUUUUAUCUUUUAUAACACAUGACACUGAGCCACUACUUUACAAAUCAUGUGGUAUUGACAGAUUAGUAUAACUGUCCUGUUUGAAAGCAGGUUUUUUGCUCAUGUUUUGUGUGGAAUCUUCUUAGCUCUCUCUCGUUUACAAUUAAGAUGUCAGAUUAAUAGUCUAUGAAUCAUUUGUUUCAUAGACAUAUAAAUCAGACAUUUUUAUCAUUAUUAAGCAUAGAUUCAUUUGAAUCCAUAAAGUGAUUAGAGCAAAAAGUUGCUGGAUUUUUGCUUUGGCUGAAGUUCAGCCAAAUUAAUUGUUUCAAAAGCAUUCUUAAGUCUCUUGCAUAUCUCUAAGGCACUAUUGAUUUCUAGCUUGGCAACCACUCUUAUGUUUCUAGCUUGGCAACCACUCUUAUGUUUCUAGCAUGGCAACCGCUCUUAUGUUUCACGCACUGAACUAAAUUCACCUCUUACUGGGUUUCUGUCUGAAAUGGUAGUUCCACAUCCAGCUUCAGAUGUUUUCAAAGGCUUUUUUGUUAGUGAUUUACAGAGUUGUACAAACAAUUUCACUUUAGGUAUUUCUAAAUCAGUGAGUUUAUUUCAUACCUCCAAAAACACUAAAUCAUUGUGAAUCACUAAGCUUUUGCCAGUAAUGGCCAUUCACAUAGUAAAUUGGGUCGGGUCAGUUGAGACUAAGCUGGAUGGAGUAUUAACUGAACUUGCUGCUAAAGAUUAGGAUAAAAUGGAUUGAAAAGGGUCACACUCUCCACAUCCAUUAAUGCAGCUUAGUUUGAUGGGAAAUUGAACAGUCAUACAUGUUUCAAUAAUGUUUUUUACGCUGUACAGUAGAGUGGAGCCAAUACACGCUGCUGGUCCCAUAUGACAUUUGAAAACACUUAUUCAGCCAUGUCAUGUUACAUGUGUGAUUAGUUUCUUGUUUACUUCAUUUUAGGGUAAAUAACACUUCAUUAUAACAUUAGUAGAGCUAUGGAAUAGGAUGUGCUCUAUUUUGUUAUUGACCACGUUUAUUUUGAGCAGGCUCCCUUUUCAGCUCCAACUAGCCCUUUUCACUCACUUCAUCCUGUUGCCACACUAUUUCAGACAGACUUGGGAUUCCACCAUUUCUGUCCGUCUGUGUGUGAAAGUUGACUUGGACGAAUGCCCAACUUCUCUGGCAUAUGGGGUCCACCACCACAAGAUAGUGGAGAUCCUUGGGUUGGGUUUUGGGGGAGUCAGGAUAACAUGUUCAUAGAAACCAAAGUUUAACAGGAAAUGUUCUGUCUUGAACAAAGCGGGCCUGCUUUUCUAAUGGUAUGUUCAUCAGAACCAAAGAGAAAGUCCAUCACAUCACCCAUAGUACAUGGGUUUCUUAUCAGCCACUGCAUACAGUUAGGGAACAAAAGUGAGUGUUUACUCCCUAUGAUGGACUAUUGUAUCGAGAAUACAAGCAAUACAACUGAUUUCUGUGUCUGGGUGGUCUGAGAGAGGAGCAUGUGUCUGGGAGGUAGGGUUGCAAAAUUCUGGGAACAUAGAAGAAAUUCACUUGUUUUCCCGAAAUCCCAGUUGGAGGGUUCCCCGGACGCAGGAGGGAGUAAGCAGGACUCAAGUCAUCCAUCCAGGACUCAUGGAAAACAAGGGAAUUUAUUGAAAGUUCACAGAAUUUUGCAACCCUAGUGGGAGGUGACGGACUGACUGUACUUCGAGUGUGAGACGAGUUCCAGACCCACAUUCAGAGCUUUUGUUUGAAGAAACUAAGUUAUGGAAAUCCAUUUUUGUAAUCAAACGUAAUGUGGCUUCAAAUGUAUUCAGAUCCCUUGACUUUUUCUACAUUUUGUUAGGUUACAGCCUUAUUCUAAAGUUGAUGAAAUUGUUUUUUUUUUCCCUCAUCAAGCUACACAUAAUACCCCAUAAUGACAAAGCAAAAACAGGUUUAAACAUUUUUGCUAUUUUAUUUUAAAAAAUCAAACGUAAAUAUAACAUUUACAAAAGUAUUCAGACCAUUUACUCAGUACUUUGUUGAAGCACCUUUGGCAGAGAUUACAACCUCGAGUCGUCUUGGGUAUGACGCUACAAGCUCGGCACACCUAUAUUUGGGGAGUUUCUACCAUUCUUCUCUGCAGGUUCUCUCAAGCUCUGUCAGGUUGGAUGUGGUGCGUUGCUGCACAGCUAUUUUCAGGUCUCUCCAGAGAUGUUUGAUCGGGUUCAAGUCCGGGCUCUGGCUGGUCCACUCAAGGACAUUCAGAGACUUGUCCCGAAGCCACUCCUGCAUUGUCUUGGCUGUGUGCUUCGGGUCGUGGUCCUGUUGGAAGGUGAACCUUCACCCCAGUCUGAGGUCCUGAGUGCUCUGGAGCAGGUUUUCAUCAAGGAUCUCUGUACUUUGCUCUGUUCAUCUUUGCCUCGAUCUUGACUAGUCUCCCAGUCCCUGCCUCUGAAAAACAUCCACACAGCAAGAUGCUUCCACCACCACGCUUCCCUGCAGGGAUGGUGACUGGUUUCUUCUAGAUGUGACACUUGGCAUUCAGGCCAAAAUGUUCAAUCUUGGUUUCAUCAGACCAGAGAAUCUUGUUUCUCAUGAUCUGAGUCUUUAGAUGGCUCAUGGCAAACUCCAAGCUGCCAUGUGCCUUUUACUGAGGAGUGGCUUCCGUCUUGCCACUCAACCAUAAAGGCCUGAUUGGUGGAGUGCUGCAGAGAUGGUUGUCCUUCUGGAAGGUUCUCAUCUCCACAGAGGAACUCUACAGCUCUGUUAGUGGGACCAUCGGGUUCUUGGUCACCUCCCUGACUCCUUCUCCCCCGAUUGCUUAGUUUGGCCGGGCGGCCAGCUCUAGGAAGAGUCUUGGUGGUUCCAAACUUCUUCCAUGUAAGAAUGAUGGAGGCCACUGUGUUCUUGGGGAUCUUCAAUGCUGCAUAAAUGUUUUGGUACCCUUCUCCAGAUCUGUGCCUUGAUAUACAAUCCUGUCUUGGAGCUCUACGGACAAUUCCUUCGACCUCAUGGCUUGGUUUAUGCGCUGACAUGCACUGUCAACUGUGGGACAUUUAUAUAGAAAGGUGUGUGCCUUUCCAAAUCAUGUCCAAUCAAUUGAAUUUACCACAGGUGGACUCCAAUCAAGUUGUAGAAACAUCUGAAGGAUGAUCAAUAGAAACAGGAUGCACCGGAGCUCAAUUUCGAGUCUCAUAGCAAAGGGUCUGAAUACUUAUUUUGCAUAAGGUAUCUGGUUUUUAUUUGUAAUACAUUUACACACUUUUAGAAAACCCUGUUUUUGCUUUCUCAUUAUGGUGUAUUGUGUUUAGAUUGCUGAGGAUUUAUAUCUAUUUAAUCCAUUUUAGAACAAGGCUGUAACAUAACAAAAUGUGGAAAAAGUCAAUGGGUCUGAAUAUUUUCCGAAGCCACUGUAUGUGCUAUCUCUGGAUAAUUUUUUGGGGUGAGUAUUUGGAUCCAAGGUGAUGAUGGGUUGGUGUGUUAUUCUAUCCAGUUAUGCAUUGUUUAUUAUUUACAACCGUGUUAUGUUACAUUAUAGAAAUGUUUUAUCUUUACUCCAAAAAUAAAAACAAACAUCAUGAAUUGAUAAAAUAAA